This is a messenger RNA of Astyanax mexicanus (Mexican tetra), 1077 nucleotides long. RefSeq lists its product as uncharacterized. The record is from RefSeq and is a predicted model, not a curated record. NCBI's taxonomy places the organism in Eukaryota, Metazoa, Chordata, Actinopteri, Characiformes, Acestrorhamphidae. Bases 145 to 1005 code for a protein of 286 amino acids. The transcript is spliced from 5 exons. Gene Ontology annotation, molecular function: DNA binding; POU domain binding.
AAGUUUCUCUUAGGCUUGGCAGCAUCUCACCUCUUUGGUAUAAUGAUCACAUUGACUUGGAGUUUUGGUGGAGACACUGCCUUUUCACUGGAUUAGAGGACUGGCCUUCAAACGCUCCCAAACCAACCUGACACACCCGAAGCAAUGGAGGCCGAGUAUUCCAAACGAGUGUAUCAGGGAGUCAGGGUCAAGCACACAGUGAAGGACCUGCUGGCAGAAAAGAGGUCGAGACAAACGAGUGGACCUCGCUUCACUGGGGUGUCGAGUCCUCAGAGUCCAUUUGUCCAAAUGACAGGCUCCCAUAUGAUUCCAGGAUACUACAGCAUGAGAAGGCCGUUUCUUUCUGACGCUGAGUUCUGCUCUUCGAGUAAACAGUUCUCCACGGACGUCUACUCCUCAGCACUGACGGGGAAAUCCGUCUCAUGUGACACAACUCAUCCAUCCAGCUACUCAUCCCUCAUAGACACUUACUACCCGGAGACUUUCAGUGAUUACCGCAGUGCUGCUCUGUCCAGUGGAGGGAGUACCAUCUUCUCUUCUUCUGCUCUGUCUACUCUGCUUCCACCCUUUCCUGGAGAUACUUCCCACUUUGUGUUGAGGGAUUCCUGGGAGCAGGCUGGGGCGGAGGCAGUGGAGGGGUUGUGCGGGGACGGCCUGGCUCCCGCGCCGAUGACCAUGCCAGUGACCGGCUCCCUGACCGGCUCGGAGCCGUCCAGCCCCGGCCAGUACCGUUCCUCCUCCAGGAGCUCCAGCAUGCCACAGUUCUACUCCCUGCACUCCCUGGAUGAUGUUCAGUAUCAUUCAUCUUUCCAAUCCACAGCCGGCUCAUUUGCAUGUCCUUCUUACAUGACUGCAUCCAGUGAAUCUGCAGCUAAAAUUCCAGCUCUGUCCACAGAGGAGACUGAAAAUGACCCUCCAGCCCUUAAUGAGACAAUCCCAAUCCCAUGGGCCAAAGAGGACACCACCUCCAGCUGGUCUCAGUAUGAAAUGAGGAGAGCUUUCUGAUACACACUGAACAAAAAUUAUGAGUAAAAGUUACUUAAUAAAAGUUUCUCAACUUUCUGCAUUUGCUUUUUU